Messenger RNA from Fusarium verticillioides 7600, 1056 nucleotides. RefSeq lists its product as hypothetical. The transcript has a single exon. Gene Ontology annotation, cellular component: nucleus. The record is from RefSeq and is a predicted model, not a curated record. Gene Ontology annotation, molecular function: DNA-binding transcription factor activity; transcription cis-regulatory region binding. The coding region runs from base 1 to 1056 and encodes 351 amino acids. Gene Ontology annotation, biological process: positive regulation of transcription by RNA polymerase II. Lineage: Eukaryota; Fungi; Ascomycota; Sordariomycetes; Hypocreales; Nectriaceae.
AUGCUCGAAUCUCCUCAUCUCCUCUCUGCCAGUCUGGCACUAUCAACCGCAAGCUUUGAGUCGAGGGGCAUGACGGAAGUCGAAGGAACGAGCACAUCUCGAAUAAUGGAACACCUGCAAUCUUCGGGCCUACCUUUGUUGAGAUCAGCUUUAGCACAAGGACAACAGAGUGAGAUUCUUAUUGCAACUUGCCUAAUCUGGUGCCUGGCGGACGUGUUUUCAGGUCAGCAGGGAAUGUUCAGGUGGCCAAUUCACUUGCAGGGUAUCAAGGCUCUUCUUCAAGGCCGUCAUGAUUAUCACAGAUUUGUGGUAAGCGAUAGUGCCUUGAGAUCUGCGAUGAAGCAUCUCUUUAUGCUGUAUCGCAGUUUAGAGACUUUACCGCACGUACCUAAAAUAACAUCAGAGAAGGCCAACUUGAUUGUUCCUGCGAAUACCGCGUACAAUCAUCAGAUUGACGGGUUUCUGGGGUACAGCGAAGAGCUUCUCGAUAUCCUGCAACAGAUUAACGCAUCGACACCAGCAUCUCGGCUAGAAGACUCUUCUAUUGAUGCAGAGACCUUACUGGGCAAGCUGAACGCUAUGAUUAGGCGAGAUGUCAAGUCACCGCCCGGCGUCUCAAUUUCCUCACUUUCGUCGCAAUCAGGUCGCGAGUUUGCCCUCUGCAACAAAGUCUUCCAACAAGCAACUCUGAUCCAGCUAUAUCGACAGUUAUAUGACUUGCCUUCCUCAUCACAACCCAUACAGGAUGCUGUUCAGACUAUCAGCGGAAUGAUCAGCAACAUGGCCCAAGGCGAGCCAUGCAACACCUGGGUCGCAAUGGCUAUGCCUCUGUUUACAGUGGGUUGCGAGGCCUACAAAGAGGAACAGAAGACUUUCAUUCUUGAUAAGAUCCAUAAACUUGAGAUUUGUAUUGGCUCGCUGCAUGUCAAGGUGAUUGAGCAAGCACUAAAGGAUAUCUGGAAGAUCAGAGAGGAUUGCAACGAUUUUGAGGGAUAUCUCUGUGCGAGCCAUUUACUAGGUAAGCUCUACUUGAUCGUUCACCAUGAAACUAGCUGA